CUCGUCGCCUAAAUUGUGGUGCUUCAUAGCGUCGGCUGGCCAAGUUUUCCCCGGAUUUAUCCCUUGUUGAUUAGUGUUGAUUUCCUUGUUCUUAUCAUCUGGUCCUUAAUUGAAUUGUCCUGAGGCUUGGCCCCCUCUCCCCGCGUUGACGUCGUUUGGCGCCAUCAUGGGAUGGGCGGCCAUCGACUGGUCGCGAUGGACGACUAAUCCAUUCUAUGCCUCGGUCGUUCUUAUCAUCGCAUGUGGAAGUAUUCCCAAAGGCUACGACGAAGGUGGCUUCAGUGCCAGCACCAAGCUCGAGUCAUUUCUAAUCGACUACAAUCUGGUACCGUCUCAUUGGGAACACGACGCGGCUGGACUAGCCAAUCGCAGAGCCAACAUCACCUCCUUCAAUGUGCUAGGUGCGGCGUUUGGUGCUUUGUUGUCCUUAGAUCUGAAUGAUCGCAUCGGCCGGUUGCCUGCGUGGCGUUUGGCCUGUCUAGUCUGGGCAUCGGGCCUGUUCGUGCAGGUCUUCUCUUCGGGCAUCUAUGGAUUAUUGCUCUUUGCCAGAAUAUGGGGUGGCCUUGGGGCGGGCGCGUUGACAGUGGUUAGUCCAUUGUAUCUCUCGGAAAUCGCUCCUGCAAAAACCAGAGGCUUGGUCGUGAGUACUUUCAUGGUCAUUCUUUUGCUGGUUCUUGCCAUGGGGUUCUUUAUCAAUUAUGGCGCUGCGACACACAUGGCCGUCACCCGUACCCAGUAUCGCUUGGUGCAGUCAAUUCCUUUGGUACCUGUUGGGAUCGCAUAUGUUGCCUCCUUUAUUGUUCCAGAAACACCCCGCUAUCUAAUCUCUAAGCAGCGCUACGAUGAAGGACGGGUCGUCUUGGCUCGCCUCCGGGGCAAGGACCUCGCUGAUCCAGACGUGGAAGAUGAAUAUAACGCUAUCCAGGCUCAAGUGCGGGCAAAGGCGGCAGAUCUGGGCUCUGUCACGCAUUGGCAAGCCUUCAAAGAAUCUCAGAUUAACCCUAAUUACCGCCAGCGGUUCUGGCUCUUGAUGAUCAUACAAACAAUUGCGCAAUGGACGGGAGGUAACGGAAUUACAUACUACAUUUCUACGAUAUUUCAAUAUGCUGGCGUUGUUGGAAAUGCCAACUCUUUAAUCUCUUCAGGCAUAUAUGGAAUCAUCAAGCUUGUCUUUACAAUGGCUUUCACAUGGGGCCUGAUAGACUAUCUGGGUCGGCGCCGCUGCACCCUGGCUGGGUUAACACUACAGCUCUUGGCCCAUAUCUACAUGGGCAUUUACAUGGGUCUUCGACCCGGUUCGAGCCAUAAUCAGUCGGCAUCUAAUGCCGCUAUUGCCUCCGUUUUUGUUUAUGCUGUUGGCUGGUCCAUCGGUCUCUGCAGCGUUCCGUAUCUCUAUGGAGCCGAAAUAUUUCCCACUCGCAUUCGCAACGUCAGUUAUGCCCUGAGCAUGGCGCUGCAUUGGUUUUUCCAGUUCGCCGUGGUGCGGGUCACGCCGAAUAUGUUCGUCUCCUUGCAUAUAUGGGGCGCCUACCUGUUCUGGUCCAUUAUCUGCUUUCUGGGGAUUAUCAUCCUUGGUGUCUUAAUGCCGGAGACCAAAGGCGUUCCCAUGGAACGCAUGGGCGACCUCUUCGCCUACCCGUGGUAUUCACGCUGGCGUGCCAAACCGAAAGAUGUCGCCUCAAUGUCUUCUACCGUCACGCCUGAUGCUAGCUAUUAUACUACUCUUCCAUGUCAGCCUGACCAUAAACAUCCGGACUCAAGGACCGACAUUGCGAGCCUUGAUGAGAAUGAGAUGAAUGCAUUAUUUGCCACUAAUCAAACCUUUACUCUUACGUGCUCUAAAUAGUUCCCGUCCGUGCAUCCUGGUCAAGCAAGCGUUCUAUAAGUCUCUUGGCUCUAACGAACAGGAGCUUCGUUGGUUGAGACUUCACGAUCUCAGCCCCUCCUUUUGCGUGUCUAUACACAAUGAACUGCUUAUGUCUCCAUACUGCGUUGGGUUUGCACUUCUUUAUCACAGAUCUUGAUUCGAUGGUCUCUCUCUCAGCGUCAUAACACUUGUUGUUUUCCUGACAAAAUGUUCUGAUGGAGAGAUGCUUCUCAAGGUCUUGCAGAGAGUUUCUAAUAUACUUCAUGAGUUUAUCAUAUGCGAACAUUGCCAAACAGAGACCGCGUUCUCUCUCCAUAAUCUGAUUCCUUCGAGGUCAAGAGGAAAUGGGUUAGUUCUUAG
Messenger RNA from Aspergillus saccharolyticus JOP 1030-1, 2227 nucleotides. RefSeq names its product putative MFS quinate transporter. The transcript is spliced from 4 exons. Gene Ontology annotation, cellular component: membrane. Bases 167 to 1846 code for a protein of 559 amino acids. Gene Ontology annotation, molecular function: carbohydrate:proton symporter activity. The record is from RefSeq and is a predicted model, not a curated record. Gene Ontology annotation, biological process: transmembrane transport; carbohydrate transport. Lineage: Eukaryota; Fungi; Ascomycota; Eurotiomycetes; Eurotiales; Aspergillaceae.